Molecule: messenger RNA, 39784 nt
Organism: Podarcis lilfordi (Lilford's wall lizard)
Lineage: Eukaryota; Metazoa; Chordata; Lepidosauria; Squamata; Lacertidae
Source: the annotation of a GenBank genome assembly
AUGGCUUCUGUCCGGUUCAUGGUCACUCCCACUAAAAUAGAUGAUAUCCCAGGCCUGUCAGAUACCAGCCCAGACCUCAGCUCCCGCUCCAGCUCCCGCGUCCGCUUCAGCUCCAGAGAAAGUGUCCCUGAAACAACCCGCAGUGAGGGUGCCAGUGACUUCUCUAGAGCAACCAGUUCACUGGCCACUGAAGCAGCUGAGCCGGCCACUGACAAGACUACCAAUCCCCGCACAGAUGCGGCUGAAGGUAGGUUGUCUUUGGCAUAUUGGGUGGGAGAGGGGACAUCUGAAUGGUAGAGGCAACCUUGUUAAUGGAGAAUUCUACCUAUUACCGCCUUGGGGACUUGAUGGAGGUGCACAAAGCUUAAAUAGAGUUUACAGCUUAGACAUUCCAGAAAGUACUGCUCAAAUCUUGGCUGUGCUGCAGAUAUGAAAGGCUAUCUUCUGUGAUUUGGGUUAUGCAAGGUGGGAUUGAAGGUGGAGGGGGAUUCCUGUGGGUCUGUCAAUUCAUGCAUGCAUUUUGAAUCAACUGCUUUCUAGCAGAUGAUGUUUUCAGACAUCAGUGGAUUUUUUUUAUUCACCUCUCCAAAAUACAUAACUUUGAUGUGGCCCCUUCUUUUAUGUCAAGGGCCUGGCUGUAUUGCAGACAGAAUAGUUCACUACCAAAAUUUCCUCAUCCCUCUUGCUGGGAACAGCUCUUGGCUUCCUAUUUUCUAAAAUGGGGAACAUGCAAAGUAAUUCCCUCCCCCCAGGCAUAGUUUCUUUCUGAGGGUAUCUGUGCUUCUGAUUUGUCCAGCUUUUCAGAUUAUCUGUUCUUCAGUUUUGUUGUUGUUGUUUUUUUUGUGCCAGGAAUUGCUGAGCAAGACUCAUGGGAAAUGACUCUGGAGAAUUUCAGUUCCCCUAAUCUUGUUGAUUUCCUUGUCUCAUGCAUUUUAAAACGACAGAAUAUGUCUGAGGUCAGACUGGUCUUUGCUCUAUCACCACUGACUUAGUCACAUCUUCUACUGUGGAGUUUAUGAAUAGCAACAUUGAACUAUCAACAGUCUUUGUAGAUUCCGCCAGAUUCUGAUCCGUAAGAUUUACUAAUCUUGUGAUAGAUAUUUCAGAGAAACUUUUUGUUUUUUUGUUUUUGAGAUACGUGCACAUAAAAGGGCAUUGAUAGGACACUCUAUUAAUUUACACACACCACACACACACACACACCUACCUUAUUCUGGAUUGUGUUGGUUGUGAGACAGUAGCAUGAUCUUGGCCCCACCCCCCAAAAAACUGAAGAUGAGAAUGAAGAAAUGCUUCACUGGAUUGUGAAAUAAUAAAGUUGUUUGCAGUUGAUGUAAAUUGGGAUGGGAAAGUUUUUAAAAAUGAUAUACAUACAGUAAAAUAUACCAUAGGUGGAGGGAGACCUGUAAAUAUCAAUUUGCUUGCUCAGCUGUGAUUAGCAAGAAUGACCUCGGGGCAGUUUGGUAGGAAAGCUUCUGUAAAUUUGAUUCCUCUCUAUUUAUCCAUAUUUAGCUACCCAGCUAAAUGUCCUAGUUUGUUGCACCUAUGUUCUUGAUUAAGGCAGCAAUCAUAACAAGAUCUACUGGAAUGAGCGGAUUUAGGAUCCAGGGGAUCUCUAGUUGGAGUCAGGAGGUUCCCAGGACAGCUGGGCUAUGCUGACAUUGCUCCCCAUCCUUGGCUUAGCCAAACGUACACUGGCAUAUCUCCCAUCCCAGCUCAGCCAGGGCCCAGUUCAGCCGAGCCAGGCCUAGUGGAUCUUAAGCCAGCAAAAGCCUUAAAAAAAACGAGGCAUUCUGGGGUAGGACUAGAAGGUAAGGGGGCACUUAGACUGGAACUUAAACCUGUUCAGCUCAGUUACAUGACCUGGCUACCCAGCAUAUAUUAAGCUGACAAAAGGGUGAUGUAAUCAAACACUAAUUAACACAUAAUUUAUCCUGCCUUAACUUUACACCAGCUUAUUGUGUGUAGGAUUACUUUCUUAGGGAGAACUAUUUCCCAUAGCUAUCCUUCCACACCAUAGUCACACUUCUUCCAUAGAUGUACCGUACUUGUUAUUCAAAGAACAAAAACAAAUUCCCAUUCAAAUACCCUCUGUGCUGUUUCCUUCUUUUCUACAGAAAUGAAUGCAGUACAUGUCUUAUAUGCAAAAAGCCCGCACUCUACCUUGCAUCUGGCUUCUGUAGGCAAAAACCAAGGGAAUCUGUGACUCUGCUGACGCAUGGUAAUAAGAUCAAUGGUUAUAAAAGUAACUCACAGGAGUCAAUACUAAAGAAUAUUUAAUAUCUGGUGGCGUCUUUGUUUUUGUUUUACUGAUUGUGCUCUUGUGCCUUUAACACAAAGUGGACAGACAGAGAUAUAAAACAAUGAAGGGUGUUAUUAUGGCCCCUUAAAGACAACAGAUUUACUGUAACAGGACGAGAUGGUUGGACAGUGUUCUCGAAGCUACCAACAUGAGUUUGACCAAACUGCAGGAGGCAGUGGAAGACAGGAGUGCCUGCCGUGCUCCAGUCCAUUGGGUCACGAAGAGUCGGACACGACUAAACAACAACAAAAGAUUUCAUGAACUGCAGUAUAUUUUACCAGAAUCAUUGUAGAUAGGUGUGAGAUUGGCUCUUCUUGAGCUGAUGACUUCUAGGCUCAGGAGGAUUCUAGUCUGUCAUGUGGCUUGGAAUCCCUUCAGUUCCUAUCUUAUCAUGUGUCUCUGAGGGGAAGGGAAAUAUGGGAAUUAGUGUCUCAACCAUGGGACUUUUACUUUGGGCUCCACAGUAGCAUCCUGACUUGGUUAGUCACACCCUUGCCUAUUAUUAGAACUGAUAUCCCCCCCAAGGGGAGCAUCACUGCUUUCAGGUUUUAGUUUCUGUUUCUUAGCAGUUAGGGCUAAAUUAUACAUUGCAUUAGUCAUGUAGUUUACCUUAAAUGCAGGAUUUUUCUUUCUCAAAUAGCCAUUGGAGAUGCAAGCAGAUUGGGGCCCUGAUGUGGGAAGAUAAAUUACUUUUACCCUUUGCCCACCACUGUGGGUUAAGGCCUCUCCAGAUGGUCCUAGGCCAGUGCUCCACAUAACCCAACCAGGGGUCCAUUGCUACCAUAGAGAUAACAUUGUCAAAAGUAGGGUGCCCAUGGCUUGAGUUUUGAAAAACGGAGUCCUCGGGUAAUUGAGAACCAUUAUCCUAGGCUGAUUGAUGGCUCCACCAUGCUUGUGAAAGAAAAAACUUGCACUUCAGGGCAACCCUUGUAAUUAAUGCAACCUGUAAUUUGUUCUUUGUAUAUGCAUGCCAAUUUCGCUCCUUUUCUGCCACUAUACCAUGCCUCAUCUCUAUGCAUCAUUCUUUGCUUUGUAGUUUGCUUUUUUACAUCUUACCUGCAAAAAAGCAAUUGAUCUAAAAUAACCUCAGGAAACAAUUGGACUCAUUCCCAUCAAAUCUAAGGGUUGGCUUCAUCAUAAUAUCAAAAUAGUAUGUGGGCUUUCGCUGCUUGGCAGGGGGUUGGACUCGAUGGCCCUUGUGGUCUCUUCCAACUCUAUGAUUCUAUGAUUCACCUCUCCUUCGGUUUUAGGGCAUUACUGUAAGUCUGGAAGCUUAGUUUGUGGACCUACGUGCAUGUAUGCAGGUUCAUGUGGAUGCUUUAGUAGGUCUUCCAUAGCUGAUGGUGUUUUAGGUUGUGACUCUAAGCUCGGCCUGCACAGCUUGUGACCCAACAAAGCUGGAUGCAGCUCACUAGAUGUGUAUUGUGGCCUGCCAUAUGCUCAGCAUCUCCUUCCCCACUUUCUGAAAUCCUAGCAGUAGAAACAGGAGAUUAAUGACCCCCCUCAAUGCAUAACUGGUGGGCUGUGUUCAGCUUGGUGGCUCACAGCUUCUGCAGGUGUGUUUUAAGGACAAUUAAAUGAAUUUAAAUCCCAUUACUUGCUCAUUUCAGUUGCCUGAUGCUCUUAUACUCUUUUGCUCGUUCUUCUUCUUUCUUUACUGGGUUAAAACGUUGUGUCAUAGGUUGCAGGGGCAUUGACAUGACUUGUAAAUGGUCCUGACUUAUAUUUGAAGCAUUGGACAAGGUAGCAUUUAAGGUUUUGUUUAUUUAUUAGAAAACGUGUACCUCACCUUCUAUUGCAGUCAGAACGCUGAGGGCACCUUUUCCAGUUUAUUGCAGCCCUGCAAUAAUUGCAAUAUCUUUGGGAUUUUUUUCCACAGGUAAAUUCAUUUAGGUUAGGGCUGUAAACAGUUUUGAGGCAUGUUAACAAGGGAAAGUUGGUGGACCAGCUUUUGCUUCUACCUUAGCUGAACAUUAAUGUGCACAUUUUCUCCCCUGCAUAUUGACAAUGUCUCAGAAAGUCUAACCCUUCAGGUUUAAGGAAUCAUUUGCCGGUACUACAUCAGCCAAUCACUAUUUCCUCCCCCACCCAAACACUUGAUUUCCUAGGCAUCAGUUUACAGCAGUCAUUUAUACUCCUACCCCCUCUUCCUUUCAGAUCAUGUUGACAUUAUAUGCAGACCCACGCUGUAAAUGUAGGUCAUCCUGCAAAAAACAUGUUUUGCUCUUUGCAUUUUUUCCCUAAUGGACAGAGUGCCUGCUGUUUUGUCAUUUUUCUCUUCUAGUUAAAUGCCCUAUCAUUGGAGACCCAACCCUUCUGAAGUUGUAAAUGAAGCCAGAAAGCCUUCUCUCCCCCAAACUCCACAUGCACAUGUAUCAGACUUAGAUAAGUUGUAUAGCCAGCCAGACAGUGCUUUGGGGACUCCAUGUCCCUGCCGCCUAGGCUGGUUUAUCUCCUCAGAGAUACCGGCUGUCGUUUUCAAAUGGGAAACUGCUCUCUGCUGCUGUGUCCUUGUUGUGAGAAUAUUUGUGAUUUGUAGAGGUUGGCAAUGAGGGUGAUGGCUCCUCAAGUCAAGGAUGUGUGUAAAAGAAAGCCAUAUUCUAUGUAGGUGGGAAAACAAAUUUUUUAGUCUUGGUUGAGUAAUACUCUCCCCCCCCCCCCACCGCCCCAGUACAUCUUAAUUUACAUUUGUCAGCUCCACACACACACACACACCCAAAAUAUACUCUUGGGACUUAUUUACAUAUGCAGAAUUUGGUUAACAUAUAAUAACUUAUAUAAGCAUAUGUACUCAAGUAGGGAAGCUGUGCACAUGCACACACAGACAUUGCAAAGCUUGGUUUUCAGGACACAAAGACCCCCAGGUUUCCAGAUGCAGGUUUCUAAAUUUGUAUGUAAAGGUUGCUUUGUUUACUUUUGUUCUUAAUUUGCACUUAGGUACAGCACUGGAUAUUUCUAUGGGCAUUUUUCUGUCAUGAGCAAACACCUUAGCCUACCAUUGCUCACUAUUUUUUGUAUUCUGGUCCAUAAUACUCCCCAUUUUCUCUGCACAAGAUGGCUUGUGUUCAGGGAAGUCAUAUUGGAAUACCCCGAGGACCCCGUUGUGCUUCUAGAGAGGCAGUACUAAUUUUAUCUUAGUGGACAUCUUGGGAAAGAAUGGAGAGUGCCAUUUCCAGUAAUAUGUCUCCAUGGCAGAUAGGUGCAAACAGAUAACUGCUAACUUUCUUUAUUAAAUCUGAAAGCUGGAAUUCUGCUUAUUUGCCUAGCUCACAUGUUAAAUGCCAUUUUGUCUAUGACCUAAUCAUGUCCACACAGAUUUCCCAGACAAUAGCAUCUGGUGUCCGUACUUCUUCUGUUCUUUGUUUAUGCCAGAUAACAAUCUGCUUUCCUCCCCCAUUUUUGUUUUCUCCCCCACUUUGAUCCUGUAACAAGAAGCUCUUUGGCUGCUGCUGCUGCCUACGCCUGUUUCAUUUCAUAUGCUCAGCAGAACCCCAGAGUGGAGAAAGCUGUUGUUUCUUAGAUGUGCACUUUAGCCCCCAAUCCCUACCAUUAGAUCAGAGAGUUCACAUGCCCCUUUGGUGCCGCCUCUUGUGAGGGGAAUGCCACAUCCCUGUGAGCUGUGGAUAAAGAAGUAUUCAAAGCACAUGAAAGGUUAGCCCAUCAGCCCCUAGUAACUUGGAGAAUAUGUCCUUAGAAGUUUAUGUUUGUUUUAUUCUCUCUCUUACCUAUCUUACACUUCUUAGAUGAAUGGAUUCCUUUUGUGAAAUAUGAAUAUGGUGCUGUUGAGUAAAUGUAUGCAAGUUGCAGCAUAAUUUCACUUUCCCAUACAUUGUCUAUCAUUAGAUGUCAUCUAGAUUUUCACAAAAGAACUAGUUUCAAAAUUAUGGAAUUGAAACAAGUCCAAUAGACUGUAUGAUGAUGUGCUAUAUACCUAAGGAAGAAGGAUCUACAAAAUCCUUGUUUUUGAAGCUAGAAGAUGAGUAUGCAGGGACAAAGCUCACACUCAGCUGAAGAUUCCUAACUAUAGGAUGCAAAGAAGUGAUGAUGUUCCUGGGAGGAUUGCGUGGGUGGGAAAACACGUGUAAUUUGGAGGGCUGCUUUUCUUUAUACUUGAACCUGCUCAGUUAAGGGUUGUCUCUCUAGUAGUAAGAACAGUGCCUCACCUUUUUUGGCAUGUGCGUAUCAUGUGUUUGGAUCCAGGUAUAGUUAAGAUAUUGUUCUUAAUAUUAGACUUAAAUCUGUCUUUGAAUAUUUUAUGGCUUUUUGUCUUUUCCCAACAUGUUUUGAAUGAAAAAUGAAUCCCUUCCCUGAGAACUUAUUAAAUAUUUGUUUUGAGAAUUCAGCAUACCUUCUCCCCUCCCCAACACACAGACUUUGCUUCCCUAAGCUGUAUCUUUUAGCCUUUUCUCAUACAAUCUGCUGUGUAGACCCUUAUUUUCAUCUUCACAGCUGAAUCUUUUUCAAUUUCAUAAUACUGCCUUUGAACUGUAGUAUAGGCUUAAUGCUUUGAAGGGUAUCCACUGUCAAAAUAUACUACCUUAGGGGCAGGAAAUCCUUUUUAUUCCAAGUGUCACAUUCCCUCAUGGAGAACCUUUUUAGGGGGGGGGGGCACAUACCAAUGGUGUAUAUGGCCAGAGGUAGUAGUGGGUGGAGACAGGGAUAAAACGCAGGCAGACCAAUUGUUGACUUUUGUAUAGUAGGUCACAUUCCAGCCACACAAAAUUCAGAAGUUUCCACACCUAAACACAUGCACACAUCUCUCCAUCCAGGCAAGCAAGAUACAUUAUCAAGUUCAAGGGUUCAUUGCAGCUAGGCGAAAGCACCUGAGGAGGGCUCAAAGCACAACUUGUGAGGGGUGUGGUUUGGGGAGGAGGCAUGGCCUGAGGAAAGUGCUCAGAGUCAGAUAACGAGACCUAGAAGGCUACAUUUGACCCCCUCCCCCCCCAUGCCUGAGCUUUCUCCUUUUCUUACUAUCUUGUCUUUCUGUUUUGCCUGCCUCAGAAUAGCAAGCUGAAAUCAAUUAACUGGAUUUCCUUGUAAGUAUACCAGCUCCAUUUGUGGUUUUUUGGUCCCCCAAAUUACUGAAUUGGUUGGAAUGCAUUUGGUGACCUAAAGGGCUUUACAUUUGAUGCCUCUGCUCUAAUGUAACUGAUGUGCUGCAGCUGAUGCACUUAAGCUCAGGGAGGUCAUUAGUAAAUGAGUUACUCUGGACUUCUCCAAGAACCAAGAUUACCGUAAGUUCUGUCCUGGCUUUGCCUUUGGUCUUUGUGCUCCUGGAUUUAGCCAGAUUUAGUCAGAGUGGGAAGUUGGAAGGACAAAACUGAAACUGGACACUUAAACAUUUGGUGGCCAUCUGUGUAUUUACUUUAGGAAACUAGUUUGUUGAGCCAUUAGGAUUCCCGUGGGUUAGUAAGAACAAAAAGCUCACCUGUUGCAAUCAGCAGUAAAUACAGGGCCCUUUGUAGUAGUCUGAUGCUUUCUGUAAAGACUCUUGGAGAACUAAAUAGAUAAGACAAAGAGCUUUUUAAUCUUCUGAACAGUAGUAGUGUUGUUUCAUCAUUAAUAAAUGGGCAGCUAUAAAUCCAAAUGCUUUCUACAAGCAGAAAAAUGACCCUACGCCUACGCCUAAAAUUCUACCAUCUUAACUAGAAUCACAAAUGUACCUGCAUUUCUAGGAUAGCAUGGGCUGGGGAUGCAAAACAAUACAUGAACAAUGUAGUGGCUGUGAAUCUGACGCUUGACAUCCUUUGGAAGUAACUGUUAGCCUAACCUAAUUUACAGGGUUCUUCUGAUAAACAACACUCUGAGCUAAUUGUUACAAAUGAAACAAAUAACAUGAUAGCUUGUGAUUGGUACAGCAGUUUUAGUGGCAGGGCUAUACAUUGGCUGAUGUGGAUCAAGUGGAAAUGUUGCAAAUAUAUAUGGAGAAGCAGUCAUGCAAGUGUCAUGGUUCACUAGAGUGAGUGAAUUCCCCCCCCCUCUUGUUUGUGUCACAGACUGAUUUCACUGCACAGCACACAGCAGGUACUCUUGAAUGUGUCCAUUUUGUUAACAUGUUGAUGUUUGAGUGUUCCGGUAAAUAGGCAAAAUGACAAAAGACAAGACUGACUUCAGUAGACACUCAGGAAAUUGUAAUGGGCAUCUCUUCUUUUUAGCGUUUCAUCCUGGUUAAUCUCUUCUGUGGCCAAAACUUACAGAAAGGCUCUAGUCCAGUGUUUCCCAACCUUUUUCUGACCAUGGCCCUCUUCCGACCUUGUUUCUUUCCUGUACCCCCAAUAAGUACAAAUCAAUACAAAUCUGAGAUUCUGCCCCCCCAACAAAAAUCCUGCCUAUGCCCAUACCCUGCCCCCCACGUCCAACUGGUAGAAAGGUGGCUAUUUAAAUGUUUUGUUUGUAAAUAGAACAUGCUUUAUUUAUAAUUUUAUAAUUUAUACAAAAUACAAUUAUAUAAAAUUCUAGGAACAUAAUGAAAUAUUGUUGAAGCAGAAAAACAUAAAAUCAUGGAGCUGGAAGGGACCCCAAGGGUCAUCUUUUUAGUGCAACCCCCUUCAAUGUAGGUAACUCAGCUAAAGCAUCCAUGACAGAUGGCCAUCCAACCUCUGCUUAGAAACCUCCAAGGAAGGAGAGCCCAGAACCUCCCAAAGGAGAUCCAUUUUCCAUAUGUUAUAAAAAGUAAACCACUUAUUUGACCCCAGUUACUUGACACAGAGGGGGAAACGUACAGAUACAGUCCAAAAGGCACACAGGGAGUUCUGUAUAUAUGGGAGAAUUUUUUAAAGCAAGUGGUCCUCACUGACCUGGUGAAAAAAGAUCUUGUCAUCUGGAGGAGCCUAGGCUGCCUAGAUAAAACACUAUAGCCCCACAUAUCCAUACCUGGGAGUAAGACCCACUGAACCCAGUGCAGCUAUCUUCUAACUAGACACUUCAUUAUUUACUAGAUGCAAGUCAGCAGCACCAAACGACCCCAUUUGGCUAGGCGCUGGGGUGGAUUUCCCCUUGCGCCUUGCAGAGCCAGGCCAACGAUGCCGAUGGGCCCUGUGCCCCUCAGCAACAUCCAAAGGUGCUGAUCCACUAGGUGCUGGGGUAGAAUGCCCAACGGGCCCAGCACUAGCGGCAACAGGAAGCAGCUCUGGCUUGUCCAGCCCUACCCAUUGCUACCCCACUACCGCAGUUGCCUGACCUGGGGGUUUUGGAUCAUGGGCUCUACUGAUCAAAAUGGGAGCCUCAGCGAUCACCCUCUCCCGCUGGAAACAAACCAGGACUGCUCAAAGAAAAUGUACAUGGCAAAGAGGAGUGCUAGGCCCUGGUGGGCUAGCCCCUUACCCACUUAUGACUGGCCAAGCAGGUAGCCAGCCAAUCAGGAUUUCCCCCCUUCACUUCUCACUUCCCUCUGUGGCCUCCUAGCCUCUUGCCCCCCAUUUACACACUUUUCACCUGGGUCCCCCUUAGUAUAUCCCAGGAGUCCCCAGAAGGCCAUAUGGCCCCUAGUUGGGGAUCACUGCUCUAGUCUUUCCUCAUAUUAAUCUAGCCUUUCUAGCUUUCCAACAUUUUUCAUCAACUGUAGCAGUCCAAACCGAAUGGAGAACUCUGGUUGUGGUUUAAUAAUAAAAUUAAUCCUAACAAUUGUAGACUCUGAGAGAUUUAGACAAGCUUAGUAAUUUUGUGUGUGUGGAUAAGUAACUUGGGAGGCAUUCAUACAGUAUUUAUGUAUAUGAGUGCCAAUAGCAGGGAAACGAAGGAGAAUUGUGACAAAGGAGAAAGUAGGUAUUGAUAAAAUGUUGCAAAUUGAUAAACUAUUUUUAUAACGGUAACAUGUUUGGAUAGGUCUGUUGUACAGUGCACAUUUGACAGGAAUAGAGGUAAAUGAGCAACUAUCAAAAACUUUUCAACUUAAGAGAAUAAUACCCUUUUUCAUCGCUGGUAUUUAGCCUUUGUGAAGAUGCCGGUUUUAAAGUUCUGCCAUAUUCAUAUCUAAUAAAUGAAAAUAAUAGAAAAUAGCUCUAUGCACUGGUGAGUGUAUGACAUACAAUAUCUAAAUUAUCAAUGAAAAAUUAAUGGCUACAUUUCAGGACUUUAAAUGUUGUCAGGAGAUGGGAUGUGUCAGAGCUGUUGAGUCUAUACACAGGUGAAGAAAAGAAAAUGAAGAAAAUAGUAAUUAAGAAAGAUAUGCAAGAGAAGAUAAAAAUAGUUUGAUAUUCUGCUAAACUGAGGCAAAAAACUGAUUGUGGCUACAGUCCUCUAUAUACAUACUUGAGAAUAAUUUCCACUGAGUGAAAUGUGUAGAAUUGGACUGAAGAUGGUCCAAUUUUAAAAAUACCAAGUAUUUCUAUAGCAAAAAAUGAACAUCUUUCUUAAAUUUCUUUUUUUCUAAAUAGGUUAAUAAAAGUAGCACAGAGAGAUGUUAUUUAAUCCAUUAUACUGAAUAUAGUAUUUUUUUCCAUAUAAAACAACAAGUCUAGAGUAAAAACAAGUAAAUUGCAGCAAAAUGUUAAGGAAAGAGAGCUGGCACAUGUGAAUAUUUCCAUCUGCUAUAUUAACUGUGCCAGGUCAUUAGUGGGAGUAAAAUGAUGACAAUGCUAGGUUGUGGAACAACUUGGCACAUCUACUUCUUUAAAGGUACUGUCCUAUACACACUUACCUGGGAGUAAGUCUCACUGAACUCAAUGGGGCUUCCUUCUGGGUAGGCAAACGUGUAGGAUUGUAAGAAAAUAUUUUUGAUAUGGUGAACAAAGAUCUGGGACAGAUGUUUUAAAUAAGUUUUUUAUCAUCAAGACUUACCGGUAGUUAUUGCCAGGUAUGUUAGUGUUCUUAGCAAGUGGGAAAGUACCAUCAUGACCAGAUUUUAAGCAUUUUAUUUAAAAUAAGUUACCUUUCAUUGUAAAAACAAGUCAGUUUACAAAAUAAAGUUAAUAAAAUAACAACAAACCAUACAAAGAGCUAUCCAAAGUUCAGUAGAGCAAUACUAGGGAUCAGUGCUUGGGACUGCCAACAUGAAUGAACACCUGCACCAUAAAUAGGUUCCUGUUGUAUUACCAACAUAUAGGCUAUUAAUUUAUGACAAUGCAUUCAGUAUUUGCCGAUACAGUUUUGAUGUUACAAGAACAUUAAACGAGACACAUUAAACAUAAUAACCAGAAGUGAGAAGUGGUUGUAAAAUAACUAAUUGUGAGGAAACAUUUCAGAGUCUCUUCUCAAAGGUUUACACUAUUUAUGGUUACACAGAUAUAAAUACAGAAGGCAACGGGAGAGAAACUUGCAGACCAGCAUUCCUGCUGCACAGUGGAAAUAUAUUUGUGCCACAGGGGACUUCAAUUUCAACAGAUGCAGCAAUAAAGACAAAUGUUUACAAAACAGUAAACAAGAACCAUAAUUAGGAGUUUUAAAACAGAACAGCACAUUAGAACAUUUUGUUAUUUUUGAAGCCCACUGUUUUAAUUUUUGCUGAACUCAUGGUUCUUGAGCAAUUGGAGGUAAUGACAUAAAACAUGGUGGUGACUCUGUAUUUAAUUUGUAAUUAAUAAAGAGCAGGAUCUGGCCCUUGCUUCCUUGAGUCCUGAGAGUUAAGAGGGUCAUUGAACUCCAUACAGUGGCAGAACUUACUCAGACCUGUAUAGUAUAGCUCCCCUCAGCAUGUGACAUGCUGACCUCAGUCUCCUUUCGUUCCACUUCAGGGCAUUAGCUUGGACCCACAUGCUUAUAGAGCUGGAGUAAAGAUCAAUGGAGGAAUAACUGGAACAGCCAGCACUGAAAUAGCAGAAGAAGAUACAGCCAGAUUAUAAUCAGAGGGUAUAUGUAGUGAUUUGCAAAUGGUUGGUUAGAAUAACUUGCCAAAGGAUCACAGGAACUUUAUGAGUUCUGAAUAAAGAACAUUCUUUUGGAGAUAUAUUUUGGGCUCUAGUCUCCAAGCUGGACUUCUGACUCCUUUAUGCUUUCUGAGGAUGAAAUUUUCCUCCAGUUCUGAUGAGCUCUGUUUUGAUCUUCAACAAGUGCUUACUUUUUAUAAGAAGAGGGGAUGUGUGGGACUCAAACCUGUCAAAGAUGCAUGGCACUGAUAUUAUAACCAUCAUAGCGUCAGAGGGGAUUCUUAUUUGCAGGCAUUCUAGAUUCUAUCUGGCAUGUGACAAGGAUGUUUUGAAGCGUGCAGUGUACAUGCAAGUCUACGGUUCUCACAUGCAACCUUAACGCUUAGUUUUCUGACCUUUUGACAUUGAACCUGGCUGUGCUCUGGAAUUUGGCUUCCGAGGGUUAAUGCAGUAAAGGACAAGAAAGAUAAAAUUCAAAUAAUUUAUUAUAUUAAAAAGAGAAUUAGAAUACCUAUUAAAAAGUAUUGGCACAUGCUUUCAUAAGCAACCCACCAACAAUAGGCUAGUUUCAAAGAUUUAGCAUAAAUAAAACAUUGCAUAGAAAUACAUACCAUAGCUGGAAUGAAGGGAAAUUUUUUAGGAAAAUGGAUAGAAAACCAGCCAGAAUUUUCUCUGAAACUAGAAUAUGCAGAAAACGAUAAAGAGUAAUGAUUCUAAAAGCUGCUUUAAGAGCACGACAUCCUACAAAAAACUACAGGUGUGCACGUGUGUGUGAAUGAAGGAAGGAAGGGGGGAAGGAAAGAAUCCAAUUUGGUGAUAUUGAUAAAUGAACAAAGUUCAUUUAUCAAGUGAACAGGGAAAAGGUCUGGCAAAGAGUUGGCUUCUGAAGGUGUUAAAGCAGCUUGCAAUGUGAGCUUUUUGACUUUAUAGGAAUAGUGGAGAGAGAAAAAGUAAUCGGCUGAGGCAAGGGUAGAGAAAUAGUCUUUGGCGCUGGUGAGAAGUCCAAUGAAAAGACAUGAAAUGGACUGUGAGCACAUGAGAGCCAGUGUGGUAUAGUGUUCUUAGACUGUCAGGUUAGGACAUGGGAGGCCAGGAUAAAAUCCUGUCUUCCUGAUGGCUGCAUAUGAUAGUAUUCAAAGUUUUUUUUUAAAUACUGCCAGCCAGGAAGAGCUUGUUCUAAAUUUUUGAGAAUUGGUUUCUAAAAUACAUCUUCUGCCUGCUGGCUGGCUGGUUGAAAAUACAUACAAUACAUACAAUACAUACAUACAUACAUACAUACAUGCAUCAUUGUAUUUGUAUGCCGCCUUUCCAUUAUUAGAACCAUGUACAAGGUGGCUUGCAACAUGAAAAAACACACCACAUAAUUAUUGAUGUAAUAAAAGUAGGCAUAAACAAUAAAUAAAAUAUCAAAAAGUACACAACCAAAUUAAACAAUUCCCACCUAAACCAUAAGAUCUAAGAUAAAGAUACAAAAAAUGAUAUCAAUAACAGCAGCACCAUUACCCCCAAAACAAAACACCCUAAACAAUACUCCAGCCCGGGAGACUGUUUUGCAGCCUCAGCUUUGUAGCUGGAGUCAGUCAGGGCCCCAACCACCCAAGCCAGGUGGGAAAAGUCCUGCAAGACAAGGAAGCAGAUCUUCCAGGACUCACUGCCAAGUAGCAUAUAUUUUGCCUCAAGCCAUUGAAACAUCUUGGCUAGUUGAGGGAAGAAGGAAGGAGGAGUUUUCAUUAACGUUUUAGCUGAUUAUCUCCUGGCUUAACACUUCCAGAAGGAGUUUACAAGUGAUAGGGGGAUGACAGGAUGGCAAAGAUUUACAGAGGAGGAGACAGCAAUCAGUAGAAUUAGCAGGAAACUGUAGCAUGUACCUGAGAAAGGAAGCUGGGUUUCAGCUUCAAGAGGCAAAGAUGGAGCCUUCCUUAUGGAUUUCAAGUUCAAAAAUCAUUGUUGCAACUGUCACUUCUGUACUAGAGCUUGAAUUCCAUAAUAGAGGCUCCUUUGCCUCUUGAGGCAGAAACAGAGCUUCCCUUUUCAGGUACAGACUACAUUUCUUACAGCAAAAGCUAGAUUUUAAGAGUAAUUUGUAGCAAGGGUUUUGCCCUGAGUAAUUGCAUUCUAACAUACUGGUUACUGGAAUGAAUUAUGAAGCUCAUCAUUGCAGUCCUUAACUCAACCUUUAGGACCACCACCCUCCAUGUGUUCCUCCCUGCAUGCUCCUUUAAUAAUCCGAGGCCCUUCUCUGUAUUCCUCAACUCCCCAAGGCCUGGCAGAUGGCAACAAAAAGUAGGGCACACAUUGCUAGUGACACCCACCUUGUGGAAUGCCCUCACAGUUGAGAUUUGCCAAAUCCUGACACUUUAUGGUUUUAGGCAUUGGCCUGAGUGUUUUUGAAGGACCUCAGCAAAAAAACUUUCUUUGUGCCUUCACUUUGGGGUUUCUUUUUUUUAAUUAUUUUUUGAGGGUUGGGAGUUACGAGUUGCUUUUUGUUGCUUUUGGAAAUUUUGGGUUGCCACUAUGUUGGUGUUUUCUGAUGGUUGUCUUAAUUCAUUUAAUUAAUUUGAUUUCAUGGUGUGUAUAUAUAUAUGCUGUAGUAUGUUGCUUUGAGUUUCUUUCUUUCUUUUUGAGGUUUUUUUUUUUGAAAUAUUAAUAAAUAAACCUGGUUCAUUGUGUUCACCCCUAUCACCUCAAAGGAAGUGACCACGCCACGCCACGCUUCUGACCAAUGACAUCUGGCAAAGACAGUGCUCUGCUCCCCACUCCGACCCCCACUCGCUGGGUGGCAUCUUUCAAUUUGAAAUAUUUCUCUCUAAAUCCAUUCUGAAAGCCAUGAGUGAUGGAGAUGAUUCCAGUCUCACUGAUCCUGCCAAGUGUAGUGCUUGUGCUGGGUUGAGUGUUUGCAGUACUGGCCUCACAUUCCCAGUUUAGCUGUCUUUUAAGCUGAUUAUGGCAUUGGUCCUAAUCUCAGCAUCUUGAAGGUAUAAAUAGUUUGGGCGAGAUUUCUGAAAGUAGAACUGGAACAACUGGACUUUUCUAGAUUGGCUGCCUGCCUGAAUUAUUUUAGCCCACUAGAGUGUGGCUACUUUUACUAAACGAGUAUUUAGAGCAGGGGUCAGCAAACUUUUUCAGGCUUGGGCCGGUCUACCGUCCCUCAGACCAUGUGGUGAGCCGGACUAUAUUUUGAAAAAAAAUAUGAACAAAUUCCUAUGCCCUACAAAUAACCCAGAGAUGCAUUUUUAAUAAAAGGACACAUUCUACACAUGUAAAAACUCGCUGAUUCCCGGUCUGUUCGUGGGCCAGAUUGAGAAGGCGAUUGGGCCGGAUCCAGCCCACGAGCCUUAAGUUGCCUACCCCUGAUUUAGAGUGCUAAAGGCUAUAAAGAUAUACAAGUAUUGCAGUCUCUGUCCAGUGGACUUAAAAUGUACAUCAAUUAUACAGAGCAGGUUGUGAACCACAGGUAUGGCUGCUAGGUGGUUGUGUGGAGUCAGAAAAGAAGAAUAAUUUUUUUAAAAAAUUGCUGAAAACUUGUAUCUUGAAAUACAGUGGUACCUCGGGUUACAGACGCUUCAGGUUACAGAUUCUUCAGGUUACAGACUCCGCUAACCCAGAAAUAGCACCUCGGCUUAAGAACUUUGCUUCAGAUGAGAACAGAAAUUGCGAGGUGGCGGUGCAGCGGCAGCGGGAGGCCCCAUUAGCUAAAGUGGUACCUCAGGUUAAGAACAGUUUCAGGUUAAGAACGGAUCUCCAGAACGAAUUAAGUUCUUUACCCGAGGUACCACUGUACCUGGGAAGAGGCAAAAAUAUCUUAACCUUUCACCCACCCAUUCCAUUAUCUUCGUGUUUUUCAAACUUAGGUCUCCAACUAUUGUUGGACUACAACUCCCAUCAUCCCUGACCACUAGUCCUGCUAGCUAGGGAUGAUGGGAAUUGUAUAACAACAGCUGGAGACCCAAGUUAAAGAAACACUGCUUAUCUCUCUUCCUCCUCUUCUCUCCCCUCUAUUCUUCUUUUUCUACUCUUUUCCGAGAACUGGAGGUUCUACCAAGGAUUUAUAACUCCCAGAUAUUUUUUUCUUGGUUCAACCAUCUAAAUGCUGUUCCAGGAACAUCACAACACCAGCUCCAAUUCUCUACUGCCCACAAUUCUUCUAUAACCUGGGAGGAUUUUCUCCCCGUACUAAUUGCUCAAUGCUUCUGGGAAUAUUUAAAAGCAACUAGGGACCCCUCUGCAUUCAAUUGCCAUUGUCAUGCAGGCAUAUGCACUAUGAGUCACAUUAUGGCUUUGGGGGAAGGCAUUUUGCCCAGAUUAGACAGUCUUCUGGUAGGGAGUAGGCUUGCUUUGCUGAAGUGCUUAAAUUUGUUUUGUAGAGUACAUUUCUUGUCCCACAGGCACCACUAGUAUGGCUACACCUCAGUCACUCCUAUUCUUUGCUUUAUAACUGAUAAUUACUCAUAGUUGGAUUCUUCAAGUACAUGCUGGUUCCUGGCCCUCUGUUACAUGACCUUUACAGCUCCUCCCAGCUUCAUCCUUACCUAGUACCCUGUGUGUGGUGUUUGUAGAGCUGCCAACCAGCUCUCACGCCUGCAGGCAUGUUGUAUUUCCUCCCCAGCCCACAAUGGAAAUGUUUCUGUGUGGCUGCUACUUCAUUGCCCUAGCUUAAAGGUAACUGCAAAUCAAUGCUCUGGAUCUGUCUGUCUCCUGUCUCACUGAACUGAAGGCAGCAGUAGAGGAGGGUAUAAUCCUCUUAGCGCCAAUGUGGUAAAUAUGCUUUCUGGCAUGCGUACACCAGGACGCAUCCACUCACAUACUGGUGGAGGUGUGUCUUUCUAACACGCACACAAACCAGCACACACCCUAUCCCUCCCAUUCCUCAGGGGUUGCCUGUCACCUGAUCUACCAACGCUUUCAGUUCUUCCGUUUCUGGCCUGGGAAGAAAGUUUUGCAUUGAACAUGCCUCAGUUCACCGUGACAAAGGUAGAAGAUGAUGAUGAGGGGGAAGUGCAGGAAGGCAUGCAGAAAAGAGCCAGCACAGGGCAGAUCUGGAAACCUAAUGAGACUGCCGGGUCAGGUAAGCAAGUUAGUUUGGAUCUCUUUCUUUGAGAUUUCUCCCUCUUCUCUCUCCUCCCCCCCAACUUUUUACUUAGGAAACUUUGAUACAAAGAAGUAAUGUUUAGUCCGUGUUACUAGACUCUCCCUUUCUUGUCUGCUAGUAGGCAGCCUUUGUGACUCCUCUAAUUUUGUCUCUGUUGCUUUAAUUCACAUUCCUCCCACCUGACCUUCUAUCCAAUGGUAGACUCUUUGUUAGAAUUCUCUGGUUUGACCUUUAGUCAAAUAAUAACUGAAUGCCAGGGGGCUGAUUACUGAUGUGGAACAGAAAUAUAAUCAAAUGGUUAGGGGAGGCUGUUGAGGUUUGGCGCCAGGUCUGAGCUCUCUGCCCCACUUUCGGAAGGAAAUGGGGAUCCACGCAGUAGUAACAAAGCCAGGACGCCUAGGUGCUAUUUUCAGUUCUCGGAUAGGAAAGCUGUCUAGAACAACGGGAAACUAUAGGUUCUGAUUCCCAAGCAAUCUUAGGAAUAUCAUCUAGACGUCAGAGCAACGUUGAAUUGAGCAACAACAUUUUCUAGUACCAUAAUAAACCCUUAAAGCUGCUCUGCAUCUCACCUUCUGAGCAAAGUUUCAGGAUAUCCCCUUCUUUAUCUCUUUAGGAUUGCAUUCAUUCUAGCAUUCACAAAUGUUGCAUGUAGCUGGUGGCCAAAUAUCCGUUCCAAACAGGUGAUACCUGUGUAACAUUUUCUCCUAGAGUAGGUUUGCCAGGCACCUUGCUGUCUUUACACUCUUUUCUAUGCUGCACUGUCUUUCUGCUUUCCAGUAUCAAUUUUCUUGUGAUUCCUGUUUAACUGUAUGAGUAGGAAUUGCAACAACACAUUUGCAUUGUGGAGUGCUUCUCUUUAGGGUUCCAGCCAAGAUACUCUGCUCUAUUACCCUUAUUGACUGGUGGUUUUCCAUCCCUGCCCCUCCAAGAGUCAGCUAGCAUUCUAUGACAACUGAGCAUGUCAUUGUUAAGCCAUUUUGGGUGUGUCCCCCCAUUCCCAUUUUAUUUAUUUAUUUCUGCAAACCUUGGAGUUCUGCCAAGCCUGCUGAUAGCUCCCUCUGCAGAAGGUACUGUUCUAGAUACAUAAGGAUCCACAUGUUUUGUUGUUGCUUUGAGUCUUGAGAAAUAAAGAAAGGGCUUAUUGGUCCCAGCUUAAGAAUGGUUGUAUAUCUGUUCUUUUCCAUUAUCUUCUCCAUCCCAUUAUUACUAAGGCCUUGCUUUUGCUGGGUGGGAAUUGGGCUGAAUAGUUUAUCUUCAAAGUGUUAUCCUUCUCUCAGCACCAGCAAGACCUUUGAUGUGUUAAACUAAAGUUUUUUCUCACAACUUUGUCUCUUAUUUGUUCUGUGGAUUAAAACCACUUUAUGUGGAUUAAAACCACUUUGUAAAAGUCUCACUGGUUUUGGCUGUGGUUUUUACUUCUAACUGUUGGACAAUGACCUGGAGACUUAAGGUUCGAUCUCCACUCAUCCAUGAAGCUUACCUUGGGCUGUCUCUCAGCCUAACCUUCCUCACAUGUUUUUUUGUGAGGAUAAAAUGGGAAGGAAAGAACCAUGUUCACCACUUUGCGAUCCUUGGGAGAAAAGGUGGUAUAUAAAAUGGAUGAAUAAAAGAAUGAAAGGAAUCUUACACAAAGUGGAUGUGAUGAUGUUCAUAAUACAACAAGCAUUUAUUCAUCACAUAAUAUUGCUGUUGGUCUAGAAAUGGUUAACAUUGAUCUGUAAAGUGGUCUGUCUCAUCCUUCUUUCUCCCUAUCACCCAAAAAGGUAGCUCACUAUUAUUCCCAUUUAUUGGGGGUUAUUGGGUUGUUGUUUUUAUUUUGAUUAUGUACUUUGUGGUUUUAUAUUCUGAUUUUAUCCUGUGAAUUACUCUGAGACCUGCGGGUAUAGGGCGGUAUAUAAAUUCAAUAAAUAAUUAUUAUUUUACAGACUUGGACAAACGGCUUGCUUAAUGCCACCCAUUGAUUUUUCUUAUACUAAUAGAGUAGGGAUUUGAACCUAGAAUGAAGCAGGACUCCAGGCUGUAGAAGAUGGAAAAUUAAGAACAUAGACUCCUGGGCAUUUUUCUUAUUUAGGAAGGAAUAAAGUGGCAAGUAGAUUUGUCAGUUAGGAAUUUCUUAGUUACAGGAUUGGCAAUAGGCAGCAACCUACUUUGUGUGUUCAUAUUUCCUCUGUGUGAUCAAAUGUAUUGUACUUAAAUUAUACACAGUUGCAAUUGGAAAGUGACAUGUGAACAAGAGGUGGUACCAGUGCUACUGAUCUGCCAGCUACAUACAGGUUAAGUACUUAAUUGGUUCCGGAGGUCCGUUCUUAACUUGAAACUGUUCUUAACCUGAUGCACCACUUUAGCUAAUGGGGCCUCCCACUGCUGCCGCGCUGCAGCCGUGCGAUUUCUGUUCUCAUCCUGAAGCAAAGUUCUUAACCCGAGGUACUAUUUCUGGGUUAGCAGAGUCUGUAACCUGAAGCAUCUGUAACCUGAAGCGUAUGUAACCCGAGGUACCACUGUAGUUGGAUACCAGCCCUAUUCAUGAAAAUAUCAUUCAGAUUUUGUCAAUGACCAUGGUAAUUAAAGGCUGUGCAUUUUGCUGUCUGCAAAACCAGCUGCUGCGUUUGAGAGGCCUGGAAAUGGCAUGUGCUUUUGUGGUUUUGCUCUUGGUACUGACAGUGGGUAAGGUUCUUUUGCUGCACAACGGCCCAGAUGAUUUGAUUUAGGUUGUCUGAGAGAGCUGACUGUGAUCUGGCAACCCAGGUUAAAUAAACUCUUGGUGCCCACCCUAUUCAUCUUUCUGAUGCUGCCUCACUCAUCAAAAGGCAUGGUGUCUGUGUGCUCAGUCCCUCUCUACAUACGCACAAAUAGCUACAACCAUGGGAUUGUUCAGUUUACUGUUUUUUUAUUGGAGACAGGGUGUUACAUCACACACUGUUCCCCCAGUGAAUGCCCUUUAGCAGUUCCUUGUUGAAGAAUCAGCGGGGCAUAGUCUGAUGCCUUACGCUUCACCCUCUAGCCUGCCAGCGCCUUGAGUUCCUUCCCAGCCCCUUCUUCCUUCUGGGCUUCUGGUCAAAUUGAAACUCCAGUCAGGCCCUAUCUGCCCCCACCUUUCCUCUGCAGCUAGUAGGAACUCUGAACCAUCCUGCCAACAGCUGCACCUUUCCCAUCUGUUCCCUAUCUGGCUUAGUUCCCAACCGUUCUCCACCAGCAAUCUCUGUUGACCAAGGACCUGAUCCUGCAUUCCCACAGGAGGGAGGGAAGUGCAGGUGGGCAGUCCUUCACAUUGGAGAAGAGACUUUUCUUUAUAUUCCAGCUUAUUCCAAGAGCUCAUAGUAGGUUUUAGCAACUGCUAAACGGACACAAGAGAGUCAUCCUAGGUGUGCUGUUUUCACUGCCUACCAUAUUUUUUGCUGUAUAAGACUCACUUUUUCCUUCCUAAAAAGUAAGGGGAAAUGUGUGUGCAUCUUAUGGAGCGAAUGCAGGCUGCGCAGCUAUCCCAGAAGCCAGAACAGCAAGAGGGAUCGCUGCUUUCGCUGCGCAGUGAUCCCUCUUGCUGUUCUGGCUUCUGGGAUUCAGAAUAUUUUUUUUCUUGUUUUCCUCCUCCAAAAACCAGGUGCGUCUUAUGGUCUGGUGCGUCUUAUAUAGCGAAAAAUGCGGUGCUUGGCUUCCUACUUGGCCUGCUAUUCAUACACCUCAAAUACUUUACACACAUCUCUCUAUAUAAUUUGGCUUUGUAUACAUAAUAAUAGCCAUAACCAAGCAAUUUCAUUAUUAAUGUUGUUGAAAGGAGAGGGAAAAAAGAAAGAAUAAAAAAGUGAAGACAAAAAAACAGAACAAAAAUAAGGAGAGACAGAGAAAAAUCCCCUACCACAUUAGUGUUACAUAACGAAAACAAAAAACAGAUUAUCCAAUUUAACUAGUUUUGAAAAUAAAAACAGAAAAAAUAAUCCAAAUGGAAAAAGAAAAAGAAUGACUUCUGGAGUGGGCUGAGCUCAGUUUCCUCCUCCUCCUUUCCUAUCAGCUUGACUCUGACUUGUUAAUAUUUUAUUCAAAAGCGGUGGUGACUUUUGCUGCUUCACUAGUCAAUAAACAGGUGAUACAGAACAGGAUAGGCAAAUUUGGCCCUCCAGAUGUUUUGGGACUACAACUCCCAUCAUUCUUAGCUAACAGGACAAGUGGUCAGGGAUGAUGGGAAUUGUAGUCUCAAAACAUCUGGAGGGCCGAGUUUGCCUAUACCUGAUAUAGAAUGUUCUUUCUGAUUUUCACUGCUGACUGAUUAUACCCCAAUCUACUGGCAGAAUGCCCAUACUAGCAAAACAAUAUCUUCAACAGUGUAUCCUCUUAUUAGUUAGUUAAGGGAGUAAUUCAAAGCUUUGUGAGUUUGACCUGAAUAUGAAAUACAAAACUUUGCCGGGAACUGAAUGUAGUAUUUCACAUUCUUUGUUCUAGGAAGGCCAUUUGCGUUAACAAAUUUAGAGCGCGCUUAAAUCACAUCCUUGGAAAAGUCCAGAAAGAAAGAUAUAUUCUUCUGUUCCCUCUUCACUGGGGCUUCUAUUGAUUUUUGGCGGAAUUUGCACAAGAGCCCGCCUCUUAUCUUGAACACGCACAAACUUGACAAUUACUAUAUUUGAGGGAGCCCAUGUCCUUUGCCUUUUCACUGGGAUUUUGAAAAUGUGUUCUAUGUCAAACUGAUGUUGAGCUGGCAGAGAGAGCACCUCUUUGACCUUGGGCAAAUAACAUUGUUCUGUCCCUCUAAAUAAAAUAAGAAUCAUAAAGACCUCCUUUCACCAUGCGUACAGAGAGGGAGAAAAUGUGUACUCUUCAAAUCACUUUUUUAUUCUGGAUGUAGUGGUUCUGACUAUCAGCCCUUGGAUCCAUAAUUUUUGCCAUUUGCACAGAUUAAGGUUGUCAUUCCACACAAAAGCUUGCUUUGAGAAACUCCCUCUUUGUGGCACACCUUAAAGCAUUGUAAUGGUGUCUUUCACCUCUUGGUAAAAUGAGUCAGAAUUGAAGGGCAGGGCUUUUUGAAACCUGGAAGUUAAAAACUACUGUGGAUAGCUAUUUUAGGGGCUACAGUUAACCUUGGAAUGGAAUAUGAAGGGCAGAAACAAGCCUCUUAACAUUAGACCUCCCAGGCUGAGUAAUGCAAUCGCAUGCCCUCAGCAUGACAAUCCUAAGCUCAAACCCUUUUUCUGACCCUCCAAAAUACCAGAGUCUUAAAAGGAUUUGCUCAUUAUUGCACUGCUAUCAAGAUGGAAAAAAACAGAAGUGCACUUCUAGUCCGACCUAGACUAUGUACACACAUCCUUCCUGGUCGGAAAUGUCCAAAUCCCAGGAUUCUCCAUAUAAUCUCUAUUUAUCCCAGGCAGUUUGAAUCCCUUUAUCCAGACAAUGAACAGAAACAAUGCCUUCUGUGUAGGGCACUGAGUGCAGACUCAACAAACAAAGGAUGCUUCUGCUGCUGGAAGUUGAAUGGUGCCAACAGGACUGGGGAAAUUGCCAAGACUGGGGUGGCUGACAAGAGCAAAGAUAGGUUGUUGAACAGAAACACAUCAUUUGUGUUUGAUCCCUCAUCAACAGACUUUGCUUCCAUCUGUCUGUUCUGAAUGAUCUGCUGUCUACUCUGGCAUCCCCCACAUGUUCACUUUGCAGGCCUUGAUAGGUGUGAUGCACUUCACUGAAUUUGCUGGCCUCCAGCUAGACCCAUGGCCUUUCAUCCCCCUGUUCCUCACUGCAUGAUGUUGCCCCAGACAAAGGCACCAUUUGGAGCUCUAUUCAUGUGGACCUUGUACAUGUCUUUACAUUUUGAAGAAAACAUGUAACUGCCUCCCCACCCCUUUCUCCUCUUUUAAAAAUAAAUAGUUGCUUCUACCAUACCUUCCCUUGUUAUUAUUUUGCACCUUUUUGCCAAUACCAGGCCCACCCACAAGGCAUAAGGUAUAAACAUGCAUAAACAGUAAGCAAUAUAAAAUAUCAAAAUAAUAAACAAUAUAAGCUACAGCAGCACACUUGUAUUAACAAAACUUAUUGAAACAUAAAAAAUUUCAAAAGUGAGUGGGCCUGUGUCCUCCUUGGGAGAGCAGGUUGGGAGUCCCUUCAAAUUACUUUAUGAAUGGUUUUGUGCUGCUGUUUGCAAGUACACAGAAGGCGUGAAUGGAUUGAUGCAAAAGCACUGCAACUAUCCCCUAAAUUGAAUUGCUGGGUCUUCCUUUAGGAUUCAAGUCAAUUUUAACCCCUUCCCGAUUUUUCAUAUACUUUUUGGAGAUGGAAACCCUAUGCCUACCCUAAAAUGCACUGUGCUGUCUCUAGUCUCCUUCCCUUGGUUAUCACAAUCUGUUUUUAAGGUAGGAAAAUGAAAUGAUUCAAGCAAAUCAGGUUGUUGUGAUUUCCCCCCCUCAAAAAUUCAUUGUUAAAUAGGUUUGACACCGCUACACCUUUAUAUUACCAAAUCUUUGCCUUCUGGGUCUGGGGUGUUUGCAUUUUUAUUACAAGAAACCUCUCUAGAGAAUUUGAGGCUCAAUUUGUCACAGAGUCAGGCAGAUCAAUAAAGAAGGGAGACAGUGUGGCAUUCCCUAAAUGGAAUUUAUUUUAUUUAUUAUUUUAUUUUAUUUGUUUAUUUAAUUUAAGGGAAGACUUUGGAAAAUAAAACCAAAAGUAGGGAAUUAGUCUCCUGCAUUAAUUACUGUGUCAGGUAAGGACAUACAUACAUAGAAUGAUGUUUACCUGAAUAAAAAAGAGGGUGGGUAGAGAUUCCCCCAUAGCCCAGUCAACAGUAAUCAAAUUCAGAGGUGGAGAAGAUAUUGGGGAGAAGUCAACACCCAUCUUGCAUGUCUAAACUGUAAUAAGAGUGCUGUUGAUCUUUCCCACCACCAUUUUCACAACAUUGAAGGACCCCAGAGUUUCGGCCACACUACUCCCCACCCCUACAAUCUGAUCACUCCAGCAGGCCAGCCAAGUCAUAAGCUAUAGAAAACCACUCUGUCCUAGGGAGGGGAGAGGAUGCUAGCUAGUGACCACAAGUGACAACCACUAUGCACAUGAUACAAAGCUCAUUCACAGAGACUGAAUCAACAUAUCUUAAUAGUGGUAGAGGGUAGGGGGAGAUAUUGAUAUGAUUCUGUCCUGUUGAUUUUGCUGGCUUCCCUUCUCAACACAAAAAAUUACUCCCUUUCCCCAGUUGUCCAUUACCAUAAAGCCUGAAAAAAGCCCGGUGGGGAAAAAACCCUCCUCUCCCCUUUGAGUUACAGAGUGUUUUCAAUGGUGUGUGGGAGGGAAAGGAGAUAAAUACUUUUCUAUGCUACUUGAAAGGCUUAUGAAUAUUCUACAUUUCCUCCCCCCACCCCGUUGCACCUAUUCUUGUUUUGAAAUCACAGCUUAAGACUAUUAUUUUUUUACUCCUUACCAUUUUUGUUGCUGAUUGUGAUUGCGGGGGAAGAAAGCCAUUUUUGAAUCUUGGGGAAGUGGGAGAGAGAAAUUUUAGCCCAUCACUUUAUUCCCUCAUUCUCCCUUUAUUUUGCUAUUCAUUUUCUUUCCCGUUUUCUGUUUGAUUUUUCAGAUGUGAGUCAAUCUUCCGUCACAGGGGAACAGUAUCAGCUCUUAGGUACAGUAUUACAGGACUCUUGUGUGUGUGCAGUAUAUAUGUCUCCUGUGUCUAUCAGUGUUGCCCAUUGUUAGACAAAGGUGUAUGUGCCCCAUUGCUAGGGGACAGAUGAAAAAUAAGUUCUCUGUGUGAAUGCAUGUGUGAGAAAGAAUGACUAAUAAAGAAAAUGGUAUAUGUGUGUAACCAUCUUAUGUUGAAGGCACAAAUGUCCCUGUGUGUGUGCUCUAGGGCAGACCUGUAGAUAGCCACUCUACUGGUUGCCUGUGGCAAGUAUUAUCCAGAUGAAUAGGGCACUUCACAGAAGUUAUUGUUUAAAAGCCAUAAAUUGCUAGCAAGUACAGACUUGCUGGUAAUUUUUGUAGGCUGUUGAAAAACUGCUUUAGGCAAAAACCUUCCUGGAAUGCUCUUGUUCAAACUAGAUUUUUAUAGCCUUUAAUUUCAGCCUAAAUUCUUUUCACCAAGGGAUGGUAGCCGUCUCUCUGUUUACAGUGCUCUUGUUUGAAGAUCGAGGUGACAUUGAAUUCAGACCUGUAUCACAUCUAACACUAAGAAGUGUUGUCCUAACAGGGAUCUUGCUUUACUUGAUUGUUCCAGAAUAACAACCUUUGAACUGACUGCUGUAUUUUAUACAUUUGAGGAAGUGAUCCUUGAUGGUUUAAAGACAGCCAAUGAUCUUUGUAAAGAUCAAGGAUUCUUGACUUAGAAUAGCCGGUUGCAUAAGUAGUAGCAGGAUUGUUAUCUCUGGUAUGUCAUAGUUAGUGCAUUUAAGGUACCCUAGAGACAUAGUAAGCAGGGGUAAGCUGCUGAAGUACUCAGGAACUCCUUGUUCCUAUACACUGAGGAUGCUAUCUAAUAAUAAAAAUUCAGAGAAGCCUCACACUUGAUUUGAAUAAUGGAUUCUGCAUCUUUUUUUAAAGAAAACUUCAGAAAUAAUUUCCAUUAAUUUCAUUUGCCUUUUCCCAUACACAGCUGGCCUGUUGCCAUGAUUUGUAUCAGUGCUUUCUCACUCCUGUAGCCAGAACUGGAUGAAACAUCUCCUGAGCUUUAUUAUCCGCUUUGUUCCGAAUGUUGAGGGAAACAGGGUGGGGUGUUAAUCCAGCCCAGCCAGAUGCCAAGAUUCCAUGCCUCAGGGUUGUUGGGUAGGCCCCAGUAAUAAAUGUUGUGGUUCCUUGCUUGCGGACAAGCCUGUCUUUAUGAUUUACUAAUUUUUAAAGAGGACCCAGCCCUAGAGUAUUCACUUACAUAUCUGCAUUCUGUGAGAUGGAGCUGGAGGGGAGAGAGGGAUGUUUUCUCACGUGGCACAGAUAGAUUUAGAGUUCAGGGGCUAGCAUAUGCUGAUGGUUUAGAGAAUGGGCACCAGGUCUCUGCGGUUCUGUUUCUGGAUAUAUGGAUCUGAUGGGGAAGGAGAGAAAUGAAGGCAGCUAGUAAAGCAGGGUACAAGUAGAGAUUGGAAUUCCUUUUUCUCAAACAUUGAGACAGUUGGUAUAGUUUUUAGCUUUCAUGGUUGCACAUAAAGUUUGGAAAGUAUGGUAAAAUUGCAAAAAGGACUGUAAACAAAUAAAGAGGCAGGUCAGCUUAGGCUACGUGUACAACAUACAUGUAAAGCACCUUCCACACACACAAAAAUAAUCGGAGCCAUAGGUUUUAAGGAUGCUGAGACUUGUAGCUCUAUGAGUGGUAACCUAUAGUUCCCAGGAUUCAGGGUGGAGGGUGGCUUUAAAUGUGCUUUAGAUACAUGAUGUGUACACAGACUUUGUUAGCAUUUAAAACUGCUGUGAUUUUUAACCUUCAUUCAAUGACUGAGUACAGCUUUUCACACCUGAAGCACUUAUAAGAACAUUACAGGAGGAAUACAGUGUGCCCCUCUUUAAUUUGGAACAUACCCUGUUCUUGAAAAUUACAGGCAAACAGCUUUCAAGUACAUGCAAUUUAAAUAUGCAAAUUGCCAUUGUCGUGGUGCUUGUUAGCCUUUUCCUUACUGGUGAAUUCAAACUAUUGCAUUUGAGGGAACUUUUCCUCCAUAUGAGGCUGUAGCACAACCAUGCAUGUAAGUUUGCUAAACUUGGCUGCUUGCCCGUCUGUCUGCCCUUCCAAACACCAGGGGGGAAAAGAACCUCCAAAGCUGCAUGGGACUCCCUUGCCUAUCCCUUCUGUCUUGGCAAUGGUAUAAGGCAAGGAGAAGUGAAAGCUUGACAGCAGUAUUACCCAGAUGAUCUUUCUAGCCUCAGAUUCCUUAUCUCUGUGUAGCGUAUUUCUCCCCUAAACCCCUUGCCUGCUGCUCACCACAGACCCCACUCAUAUGGGGACAAUAGUAAAUGCCCUGUGGUAAAAAAUAGUGUCAGCAACUGAGCAGGCAAGUAGCUCAUGAUCUGAAAAGAUCUAGGGUAAGGAGGGGGGAGCAACUUUUCAUACCAAGUGGACUGCCAGAGUACUCUGACAGGGAACCAGUAAGCCGCAUACUGCCUUGUGCGUGCUACCUUCCCAAGGCCCACUAAGUGAGGCGCUGGGCUGUGGAAAGGGGACACAAAGUCCUGUCAGGGUCCUUGAACCUUCACUCAUCUCUUCCCAAAGCCCACCACCUUUCUUACCUGCUUUCUGAAGGCAACACAAGGGCUGUGGCUGGGUGUAGGCCACCAAAAAGGCAGUGAUGGACCGCCUUGAUAUAGGGUGUUUCUCUUUUCCCACUGCCCAGAUAGAGCUCCAAUAAUCUAAAUGUAUGCACAGCACUAACUCUUUGCUGGACUACUCCUUUCCUUCCAUUUGAUCUCUCUCUUGUUGCAGAUCCUGGUCACAAGAAGGAUCCUCAUAAUGCCUAUCUCAACAAUAUCAACUACGAAGAUGGCGAUGAAUUCUUUGACAAGAAUUUGGCACUUUUUGAGGUGAGAUCAUUGUUGGUGGGUUAGUUCUUCCUGCCUUUUGCUUUCCUUCCUUCCACUAUAUGUGUCCAUAUAUGUAUUAAUCGGUGUUAGAAACAGAUAUGAAAACUAGGAGCUAAAUGGCACCUUAAACCUAGGUUAUGGGCGCAACUAUGGAAUGUCUAGGCACGAUUUUUAAAUAACAAUAAUACAAAACUAAAAAUGAAUAAACUGCAGCUAAAAUAUUAUGUUCAUUUUUCACAUGGUCUAGUCCUUCCCCUGCCCACUUCCCUAAUAAUUCUUAAGAGGGUCUCUUCUCCAGUUUCCAGAGAGUAGCUGGAAGUGGGGAGGCAGAAAAAGGUCCUUUUCCUUCCACUCAGCAAUUUUAAUCUGAAAUCUUAGGCACAGUGCUGUGCCUAGAGAUCAGAAACUGCCUGCUUUAAUGAAAUUCCCUAUUGCAAAAUGCACCUAGAACAAUGGGAGUUACGAACACUGGUUUAAAUCCUUCCUUAUAGCCUUUCAUGAUAGCUGCUAUUAUGUCUGCUCUGUUUCCCAAGGCUAUGCAUGGUUGUUGUUUUUAAUUCCUCAAAAACACAGAAAAAGUUGCAAAGGAUUGGGAACUGUGACAUGGGAAACUGCAUCUUGGAAAUCUUACGUCUCUUUUUUAUUUUUUAAAGGUUAUUUUUUAACUCUCAUAGCUGCAGCAAUGGACUUGAAAAUGUAUAGGCAGGGGUGAGAAAUCUCUGGCCCAGGGGUGAACAACCUGCAGCCCACCAUAUUUUUGUGGACUACAACUCCCAUCAGCUCCAGUCAGCUAGCCAGUGAUCAGGGCUGAUGGGAGGUGUAGUCCAACAACAUCUGGAGGCCUGCAGGUUGUGCACCCGUGCUCUGGCCCAUGGGCCAAUCUUGACCCACAGAGGGUCCAAUUUGGCCCAUCAGACCUUUUUCCCCAAGCUGCACCUACUUGCCAAUCAGCUGACAUUACUGGGUGAUGAGGUUCAAUCCUGAUGGAGGCUGCUUCACUCUACUGCAAUGAAUGCACUGGCAAUACAGACUUCUCACCCCACCCCUGUGGGGAAUGAGCUGGCAAAGCAGACCCCUGCAGAGAGCAGAAUACAACCCUUUGCUCAUCCACUGGUAAUCAGAGUAUUGAGUCAUACUAGACUGAAUGCAUUGGCAAAUCAAAUCCCCCUCCCCACCAGCCCCAAGCUGAUUUUGACAGGUAGGUAGGAUGGCCUUCUUAGUAUUUUUACUGUAUUUGUUAGAAGAUGUGUUUUACAAAAAAAUUAAAUUGUGCUGGAGAAAAUAAAACCAAUAUACAGUGGACCCUCUGGAUACAAAUUUAAUUCGUUCAGGGGGUCCAUGCGCAAUCUGAAAAAUCCGUAUCCAGAGGUGGCACUUCUGCGCAUGCGCGAGUGGCGAAACCCGGAAAAAUACUUCCGGGUUUGCCACUUUCGCAACCCAAAGUUUACGUUACUUGAGAGUAACGUAACCCGAGGGUGUACCGUAAUGUAAUGUAAUAUAACAGCUGCAAAAACUUGUGACUCCAAUUAAGGUCACAGAAACGCUGAAUCAUUGCUUUGUUAAUUGGUUAACUCCCUUUAAAAGUGAGCCUGUAUGUGUCUAUGGUAGUGAUAGGAGGGGUGGGAGUUGGAGGUUGGGUGCUUUGCUGAGCGUGGAGACUCCAACAACAUACUGCUGGAGGAGUUGGUAAGGACAGACAAGCUAUAAUUUCUGCACUGCUUAAAGGAGUUUUAGAAGCAAGAAGAGCCUCUCAUGGGUUCAAGAGAGUGAAAUACAAUGCAUCCAACUCAGUAUAUAUGUAUAGUAACUUGUAAUAGUGGCCAUCCUGCCAGUAAAGAGUCAUCUUCAGAGUAUUGUGUGUGGAGUCUACUUCAUCCCUAGGGCUUUGAGGGUGAAACCUCUAUAUCACUCUGCAUAAAUCAGAAAAAUAGCUAACAACCCCACAGCAUCACAAUGUCAGAAGAUUGACAAGGGUGGCCCUGCUUACCUGUCAAGGUGGGCCCACAGGGUGUGGGGAGAAAGUUGUCCCACCUCUGUGGCAGAGUAAGGAGGUGCAAAUUGAUCAAAGAUCGCAAAUUUGCCUAAUUUAGCAAAAUGUAAUAUACAGAUUGCAGAAUUCAGAAUUUCUUGGCGUAUAAGUUGUGGGGGUUUUUUUAAUGCCAAGGUUACACUAGCCUGCUUGUACCCAACCCAUUUCUGUCAUAUUCUGCUUUCCUAUGUCUUCAUUCCCAAAUUACUAUAACCAUGCUAAUGACUAGUGGUUUUUUGCCUUAGGAGAUUUUUAAUAUUAAGUUUUAAUGUUUACUGCCAUCCUUUCCACUUUGCAGGAGGAGAUGGACACCCGGCCCAAGGUGUCCUCCCUGCUCAACCGCAUGGCCAAUUACACCAACUUGAUGCAGGGAGCCCGUGAACAUGAGGAGGCUGAGAAUGUCCCUCCAGGCAAGAAAAAAGCUAUUAAGGUAAGGAGCUUGGUGAUAGUGAGAUAUGUAGGCAGUUAGAGGUAGUAAGUAUUUGAAGGUAGUGAAUGAGUUGAUGUCCAAAACUGAAAGGAGUUGAUGCUUUCGCCAUGGCUGCCCUACAAGCAUGGGGCUUCCCUUUCCUGGAGACUUUCCAGAACAAAAAACUGUGCUUCUUGAAGUUUAAAACACCUUUUUGUUUGACAUGGAUUUUAGCCGCUGGUCUUAAGGCAGCAUGAGGUAAACCUCAAAAAAUAUUUUUGAUUUCUUGACAUUUGUUUGAAAUUUGUAGGAGCCAGUUAAAAAAUAAAUACAUCAGAUCAAUUAAAAGCCCUGCUCAGAGUUAUGCAAAAUGUUCAGAUUCCUAAGCCACCAAAUCAAGCUCUGAGGUAUCUGAGUAACCAGGUACCCAGGAUUUUUCCCUAGUCCUGUAAGCAGGGCUUUAGUUUUUAUGUGUUGCCUAUUUGCAAUUGAUUUUUAAUAUGACUUACUAUAUGUGCAGUUUAGUGCUGUUACCUGCUCUGCACUUGGUGGCUGGGUUUGUCUGGGAAUUCAGACAAAGGGAUGGGGUUGUCAAAGAGAAAGAUAUCUGAAGACCAAGUAGCAGAGAAGUCGCAGGUAUUUAAAUCAUGCAUGCAAAGGAUGAAGAGCAAGGUAGGGGCAGCGAAGUGGAGUAGGUUUGGUUUUGAGAGCUUGUCCUUUUCCUUCCAGUCUCCACAGAUGGGCACAUUCAUGGGAGUCUAUCUGCCUUGCCUGCAGAACAUCUUCGGGGUGAUUCUCUUCUUACGGCUCACCUGGGUGGUGGGUACAGCCGGCGUGUUGCAAGCCUUUGCCAUUGUCCUCAUGUGCUGUUGCUGUGUGAGUUCCUCUCUCCUACUGUCUGAAUCAUGUCCUGGUUUAGGGGUUUUAAUGUCUUAGAGAAGAAGAUAGGAGUGAGCAGUCUGGACCACAGCAUGGAGAUGGGGGCUAAAUCAUACUUUGUGACUUUAUCAGGCCACACCUGAGAUCCUAAUGUAAAAGUCAUAAGAUUACCCUUCUUCCCACAUGCAUCCAGCUGUGUCAUGAGGCCAGUGAUAGAUUUUAUUUCCACAACUUGCCAGAUUUUCUUUAGCUGUAGUUGUAUCUUAUGGGAAAUUGCCUAUUGUCCUAUCUAACAAGAGUAUAAUUGCACAACCUAAUGAAUGAAAGCCCUUUAAAAUUGUGUGUUUUUCUUCUAAAUCCUCCUGUGGUCUUUUCUCCUCCUCAGACUCUGCUAACAGCCAUCUCCAUGAGUGCCAUUGCCACCAAUGGAGUUGUGCCUGGUGAGUACUUAAUAUCUAAAGAGCCAUCUCCUCCCACACUUCCCUGCCCACCAAAUACAUUCAUCUUCAAAAGCAGCCCUGAGUGCUCUCACCAUCAGAACUUAACCAAGUAACUACUUGGGAAAGGUUCUUUUCUGAGGUGGUGCCCAAAUGGUGGAAUUCUUUCCUUAAACUUGUUCACCAGAUACCAAUGCUAUCUAUGUCAGAUGACGUUCAUCUUGCCAUAAAAACACAAUGCCUUCUUAUAGUAUUUGAGAUCCACAUAAAUCACUGCUUUGUUUUGUGCUACUCAUCGUCUAACUCAGUUGAUCAUAACCUGUUGGUUUGUUUAAUUUCAUUUGGGUGCUGCAAAUUCUAGAAAUAAAAAGUUCCUCUACAAGCGGAUGUUUAGGAUGUGUAGGAAGUGCAAAUUAUAACCCUUUUCCCUAUCUGCAAAGUCUCUUGACCUCCUACCCACUGCUUUAUUUCCUCUUCACAGCUGGGGGUUCAUACUUCAUGAUCUCACGAGCUUUGGGGCCUGAGUUUGGAGGAGCCGUUGGACUCUGCUUUUAUCUGGGCACCACCUUUGCUGCUGCAAUGUACAUUUUGGGAGCCAUUGAAAUCUUCCUAGUAAGUGUUCUACUCCCCUAAAAUUAACGAGAUGCAGUGUUCUAUAGUUGUGAAACAGGUGCUAUUCCACACAGCUGUGGCCACUUCCAAGCAGCCUGACAGCCUUGAGCCGAGUGAGCACUUCUGCUAAUCUUGCAAAAUCCAUGUUUUCCCCCUCUAUCUGCUGACCUUUCUAAAAGUGACAUGUGUCUCUCUCUUCCCUCUCUCAGAUGUACAUUGCCCCUGAGGCAGCCAUCUUCCAUAGUGAGGAUCCCUUGAAGGAGCCAGCAGCCAUGCUCAACAACAUGCGGGUGUAUGGCUCAGCCUUUCUAGUGAUUAUGGUGCUGGUGGUGUUCGUGGGUGUACGCUACGUGAAUAAGUUUGCCUCUCUCUUCCUUGCCUGUGUCAUCGUCUCAAUCCUGGCCAUCUACGCUGGUGCCAUCAAGUCCUCUUUUGCACCUCCCGACUUCCCGUAGGUUAUCAGCAUGCUUGGAUAUGAUUAAUUGUGAUACUUGGAUAUGAUUCAUUGUGACUUCUCUUUUAAUCAGUCUGGGAUGUCGCAGAUCCUACGAGAAGUUGUUGGAAUAUGUAGUUUUGUGAAUGUGCAUAGAGUUGUCUGUUCUGGUGAAGGGUUAGGGAUCUUUGGUCACAGUUUUUUACAAGACUGCAACCAUCUCUCCAUAGUUAGAUAAGUUUCCCAUGCCCUUGGGCAACUUAAGGGUUGGGACUCUCAAAUUUGUUUGUGCAUGCCUUGGCCUCUUUAUAGCCUAACGGGUUUGUUCAUCUUUUUGUGUCUCCUCUCCAUUCAGCGUGUGCAUGCUGGGGAACCGCUCUCUCUCCCGGCACCACAUUAAUGACUGUGCCAAGACGGUGGAGCGUGACAACAUCACCCAGCACACUGUCCUCUGGGAGUUUUUCUGCAAUGCUACCAAGCACCACAAUGCCUCCUGUGAUGAUUAUUUUCAGCACAACAAUGUCACCAUUAUCCAGGGUAUCCCAGGGCUGGCCAGUGGCAUUAUCACUGGUGAGAGAUACCUUUCCUUCCCUGUCAACAGUACACUUGGUUUUCCUCAUGUUGGGACAAUCCAUGAGGUGUCCUACACACUGUCUAGAUAAACAGCUAUUUCCCUUCCCUCCCUAAUUCAGGGCCUGUGUUGUGUAGUGGCCAUAAAUAGCAACUGGGUGUCCUUGGGACAGUCACCACCUCUUAGCCUAACCUAUCUCAUAGGAUAGCAAGAAGAAGUUUGUAGACCACUGGAGGAAGGGUGAGAUGAUGAUGACAGCAAUAAUCGUGGUGGUUCUGGUGGUAAUAAUAAUGGUAUUGAUAAUUGCAGAGAAUCUUUGGAGCAGCUACUUGGUGAAAGGCGAAAUAAUUGAGAAACCAUCAUUGCAUUCAGCUGAUGUGUGGGGAAGCCUGAAUCAGCAGUAUGUGCUGGCUGACAUCACCACUUCCUUUACUCUUCUUGUGGGCAUCUUUUUCCCUUCAGUCACUGGUAAGAGCUACGUUGUUGCUAUGUAUUGUUCAGAGGUGUCUCCAGAGGCAAACCGUUCCAGAAGUGUAGAUAGCCAACUUUUAAUCUGGGAUGCUUAUACUUAAAACACAGGUCUGUCUAUGGACUCUUGCAGUUCUCAGCAAAGCACCCUCUUUCAGCCUAGGAGUAAGGACUCAAUAUUGCCUCAGCUGUGAGCUGGACUGGAUGCAGUUUUGUUGCUGCUGUUCCCCUCUAAUGGCCCAGUUUGAUGCAAUAUCAUCUUCUUUUACAUCAGGGUAAUAGAUCAUAUGCAAAAUUAUUCAAAGGUUCAGUAUAGUUUCUUAGCAGUACCUCCUUAUCACAGAAUUUUGUUUUCUUGCCCUCAGAAAAUCUUUUUUUUUUUUUUUGUCUUCACAGGAAUCAUGGCUGGAUCAAAUCGUUCUGGAGACCUGAAGGAUGCCCAGAAAUCUAUUCCCAUUGGUACCAUCCUGGCUAUUCUCACCACCUCCUUUGUGUGUAUCCUUCCUGGCAAAUGUAGGGUCAAAUAAACAAGGGAUGGAUAAGGGUGGGAUGGAGGGAGUUGGUGCCUGUGUGGGAAAGAUGGCUGCCCUUCUGCAUCCUUUGCUGUCUUGCAAGAACAUCUUACUGCUCCUUGACCAUUUGACACAUCAGAUCUUAGCAACGUAGUGCUGUUUGGGGCAUGUGUGGAAGGUGUCGUGCUCAGAGAUAAGUAAGUAGUAACUUUCCCUAGUGCCACAGUUCUCAGAUAUAAAUCAGACGUGAAAUUUCAAUUUUGGAUUCAAAUUUUAAGCUGUGUUCUUAAUAGGCAGUGAUGGCUACCAACCUGAAUGGCUUUAAAAUCAAAUUAGACAAAUUCAUAGAGGAGAGGGCUAUUAAUGGCUACUAGCUAUUAUGGCUGUGCUUUGCCUCCACAGCUGUAGGCAUCAGUGCUUUUGAAUACCAGUUGCUGAAAGCCACAAGAUGGGAGAGUGCUCUUGUGCUUGAAUCCUGUUAAGUUGGUGGCAUCUAUUCCUUUUGAAACCAAUGGAACAAAUGCAACUAACAUAGUUUGGAUCCAAUCCUGCAACUUUUGAUUUUUCUAUGUGCUGGACCAUUUGUUUCUGCUGGAUCUUUGUACUUCUCACUAUUAGCCCUUAGGCAGAUACCUAAUGGCCUCACUUUUGCUUCUAUUGGAUAGGUUUGGUGAUACAGUGAAAGGGAAUCUGGUGGUCGGGACCCUGUCCUGGCCCUCCCCUUGGGUCAUUGUCAUCGGUUCAUUCUUCUCCACGUGUGGAGCUGGGCUGCAGAGCCUCACCGGCGCACCCAGACUGCUACAAGCCAUAGCCAAGGACAACAUUAUACCCUUCCUGCGGGUAAGAGUGACAACCGCUUAUUGACUUGCUGCUGAAAAAAUCCUUGGUUUGUCCCAAGUAAUCUGUUUCCUUAUUCACUCUAGGUAUUUGGCCAUGGAAAAGCCAAUGGAGAACCCACGUGGGCCUUGCUUCUAACAGCAGGCAUUGCAGAACUGGGGAUCCUCAUUGCCUCUUUGGAUAUGGUAGCACCCAUCCUUUCCAUGUAAGUGCCAUAUUUAUCAUGGGUUGGAGUCUCUAGGAAUUGUACACAGCUGAGACUAUUUUCUGUUCUCCCCUAGGUUCUUCCUGAUGUGUUAUCUCUUUGUCAACCUAGCCUGCGCAUUACAAACUCUGCUACGCAGCCCCAACUGGAGACCCCGCUUCCGGUACUAUCACUGGUAAGAGGGCCACACUACCUAGUGAGUUGGAGGAGGAGGGACAUUGGCGAAUUCUACAAACAGAGGAGGGGAGAGAGGGUGCAAUUUCAGACUCCCGAGUUCUAUGUCCUAUUGUACAAAAUGGGGUUAGCAUAAAAUGAGGGAAUUGGGGCUGGACUCCUGGCCUGUGUAUUUGGUAUGUCUGCUGACAAGUACAAAAGGUUCUCUUGAACGGAAUCCAGCACCCUGAGACUCUGGGCUCACAUUUUAAACAGCAAACGAAAUAAACAAUAGUCUGCAUGCUUUCCUCCCUUCCCCCUUUCUCUUCUUGUAGGGCACUCUCCUUCAUGGGCAUGAGCAUCUGUGUGGCACUCAUGUUCAUCUCCUCCUGGUAUUAUGCAAUUGUUGCCAUGGUGAUAGCUGGAAUGAUCUACAAAUACAUUGAGUACCAUGGGUGAGUGUCUGUAACCUUCCAGAGCUCUAGCAUUCUAGCCCUCUUUAUCCAGCCUCUUACUCCACAGCCGGGGAACAGCAGGGGGAAUUCCUUGCAACCACACUCACUCACUCACUCAGUCUCCAGUUGGGUGAGAGCGGAAUCAUUUCCUUUUUGGAACUUUUGCUGAGAUCGUGAGGGUGAAGGUUCGGUUGUGGGUUUCUGAGGCUCAGGCUCUGGAAAUAAACGAUUGCAGCCAGAAGUUUUGGGGCCUUUUACCUUCAGUUGCAGGAUUUUUGUUUUCUUUUUGUGAGAAAUGCAGGUCAGAGGGCAUGAAGGCUUGGAAUCAUGAUCCCUUUCUUUGAAUGUUGAGUUUGGAAGUCACCACACCUGACCUCUUUUGUGAUGCAGCCUUGUCCUCCUGCCUCCUGCAUGAUUGCCUUGGCCGCAUUUCCCCCUCUGCCAAUGCUUCUGGAAAGGAGGGGCACUGAGUGACUUGGCUCUCCUUGAGCUCAUUUGGCUGAACAUUUUCUUCAUCCCCCAGGGCCGAGAAGGAGUGGGGCGAUGGCAUCCGUGGCCUGUCCCUCAGCGCAGCCCGCUUCGCCCUGCUGCGUCUUGAGGAGGGGCCACCCCACACCAAGAACUGGAGGUAGGAAGAGACUUGAUGCUGCUUCAUUUUGCCAUGGGCUGUGCGUGCCACAUGCAGAGACCUUGUGCAUGCAUACCUGUAUUUGUGUGCAUGUGCUGUGGAGUGCUCCAAACAUGCACACAAAUACGCUCUUCUGGGUGGCAGCCUGAACCCACCUGCUACUUUGCUCCUUUUAUGUGCAUUUUGGACUUUCUUUUCUCUCUUAGGCCACAACUGCUGGUGCUGCUAAAGCUGGAUGAGGAUCAGCACGUGAAGCAUCCACGCCUGCUCACCUUUGCCUCUCAGCUGAAAGCUGGAAAGGGCCUCACCAUCGUAGGCUCCGUCAUGGUGGGCAACUUCCUGGAGUGUUACAGUGAUGCACUGGCUGCCGAGCAGGUGAAGCCCACUGCUACUCACUGGAUUUCAUACGUCAAAUAAGAGGCGUAGGCACUGGGGUUGGUUGAUCUGGUAGUCAGGCCAUCAUACUUAGAAGCCCUACUUCCUGAUCCUAAAUGAAGAGGACAGUUGUGGUCAUUCAGGCUUAAUGAAAUGGGAUUAUUCCUUUCCAAUAUUCAGCAGAUGCAAGAAAUGUAGGAAGCUGACUUGUACUAGUCAGACCAUUGUUGCCUCUAGCUCAGUAUCAUUCACACUGACUAGCAGUGACUCUCCAGAGUUAUAGAUAGGGAUCUCUCCCUGCUUUACAUGGAAAUACCUAGGAUUGAACUCCAUUGCCGUAUUAGUUCCUGCUGCAGAAACCUCCAGUAUAUUGAUUUUAGAGACCAUUUCCUCAGUAAUAUCCCAUCUCCAUAAUGCCUUCGACCCUGAAGGUCAAACUUUUAAAUACUUAACCAACUUAAGUGAGUUGGAGUUCAGCAACACAGGAUUUCACUGUGGCAAAGCAUUCACCGGGUUGGGGCACAAAGAGCUCUCCAUGCUAGUGCCCUCUAGCAGCCUUAAUGUUUCUUGUUUCAGACCAUCAAGCAUCUGAUGGAGGCAGAGCGGGUGAAAGGCUUCUGCCAAAUCGUGGUGGCUGCCAAAGUGCGAGAGGGCAUCUCCCACCUCAUUCAGUCCUGUGGGCUGGGUGGCAUGAAGCACAACACGGUUGUCAUGGGCUGGCCCAACGCCUGGCGCCAGAGUGAGGAUGCCCGUGCUUGGAAAACCUUCAUUGGUAAGGCCUCUCCCAUAGGGAGGUGAGAGGGAGGGCUUCCUCGGUCAAGGGAUCCAUAUUGCAUUACUCUCUCUUUCUACCCUGCAGGCACUGUCCGAGUGACUACAGCUGCUCACCUCGCCUUGCUUGUGGCAAAGAACGUGUCCUUCUUCCCUAGCAAUACAGAUCCUUUCCCCGAGGGGAGCAUUGAUGUCUGGUGGAUUGUUCAUGAUGGUGGGAUGCUGAUGUUACUCCCUUUCCUCCUCAAGCAACACAAGGUGCUGGCGGGGGGGGGGGGUAUCACUGGGGGAGAUGAAUCAGGGGGGAAGGUAAACCGGUAGAUGGGGCUGCUAACCCUCUUUUCCCACUUUAAAGGUGUGGCGUAAAUGCAAAAUCCGCAUCUUCACUGUAGCCCAGCUGGAGGAUAACAGCAUCCAGAUGAAGAAGGAUUUAGCAACCUUUCUCUAUCACCUCCGCAUUGAGGCAGAGGUAGAAGUGGUGGAAAUGGUGAGAGACAAAACAGGCAGAGGAAGCCAGGAGGGGUUAGGGGCAUUAGUUGGUUUUUGUUUUUCCUGUGGUCAGCAAGUUAGGCGUCCCAUAGUCAAGGGCAGGACUUGGAAGAUUGAUUGGUUAAUAGAGAAAUGAGGUAAGGGCUUGGACAUAUGUUGGAUGUAAGAAGCUUUUCCCUAUCUACUAGAAAUCAUACCCUGAUGCCCCCUGUUUUUUCAGUGUUCACCUGUAACUUCAGGCAAAUUGUGAAUUGUCUUCCUGUCACCUCUCCCCUGCCCUCCCCUCCAUAGUAACAGGGUGUAGCUACUCAGAUCUUUGUUGUAUUUGUUCUCUGCCUUUCAAAGAAACUACUAGUUCUUGCUUUGUAAGCCACAACAUUCUGUUGCUCAGAGCAUAUCUACAACUGUGCAGAUUCCUAGAGAAAGGCACACAGACUAAUGCAUGCAUCCCGUUCUGCCAUUUUGUUGCACUAGGAAGAAAUCUGGGCAUUUUUGUGCGCUCUGAAUGUACCAAAGCUGGCCAGAGGACAGAUCGUCUUGGCCCCACUCUGUGUAUGAGUUUACACUUUCUUGUCUCCCAACAGCAUGACAGCGACAUUUCUGCCUACACCUAUGAGCGCACGCUGAUGAUGGAGCAGCGCUGCCAGAUGCUGCGGCAAAUGCGUCUCUCAAAGACGGAGCGGGACCGAGAGGUGAACUGGGCAGGGAUAAGUGGGAAGGGAAGGGCUGAAAGAUUAGCACUUCCUAGUUGCUUCUUCACUGAUCUUCCUAGGUGCUCCCCAUACAGGCGCAGCUGGUGAAGGACAGAAACUCAAUGCUGCGGCUGACCAGCAUUGGCUCAGAUGAUGACGAAGAGACUGAGACUUACCAGGAAAAGGUGCACAUGACGUGGACCAAGGACAAGUACAUGGCAUCCCGAGGGCACAAACCCAAGACCUUGGAGAACUUCCAGGAUCUGCUCAACAUGCGGCCGUAAGAAUCUGCCAAGUCCCAGGACACUUCAGCCCAUUUCUGUUCACUUAACUCUUUCCUGAAGUUCUGUCCUGCAUUUUAUGGCUUCCAGAAUCCUUUUGGAUAGUAACAAAUCUUAUUCUUUUUUUUUUGUUCAAUCCUAGCAUCCACACUUCUGCUUCUCUGUGGCAAGACCACCUUUGACACUUUUCUUUAGGGUUAGGAGUCAAAAGAGAAAAAUGUCCUUGAUACUUCUUCACAUUCCCAGCUGCUUCAAUAACCAUACCAUCAAAUGUUACAUUAUUUCCACUGCUUCUAUUUUGGCAGCAUAAGGCCAUUCUGUUUGUUUCCCAUCUCCAGUGUGGUCCAGACCCUGUUGGCCUCUUAGAUUGCUGCAGCUGCCAUAUUGUAUCCAUUCCCUCCUCCAAUCCAUAUGUGUCUUAGUGCUUUCUCCAGUUUUCCAGAAGCCAGAUCUCUGAGCCAAAGCUUCCUGCAAGUGUACAUCCAUAGGCAUGCCUGGUCUUGGUGACAAUUUGUCUCUUCCUUCCUACGACCCAGGGACCAGUCCAACGUGAGACGUAUGCACACAGCUGUGAAGCUCAAUGAGGUCAUAGUCAACAAGUCCCACGAUGCCAAGCUGGUACUGCUCAACAUGCCAGGCCCACCACGUAAUCCUGAUGGUGACGAGAACUGUAUCCUUUUCUUCAGGGUCCUGUCUUUUGCGGGGAUGCAAGAGGGAUUGGCAGUGGCAACAGGACUGGGGUAUGUGUGUAUAUGAGAGAGAGAGAGCGCUAUUUCCUUGACUGCCUUCUAACUGCAGAUAUGGAAUUCCUGGAGGUCCUAACAGAGGGGCUGGAACGUGUGCUGCUUGUGCGGGGUGGUGGCAGCGAGGUCAUCACUAUCUACUCCUAG